Cetraspora pellucida is the source of this 2346-nucleotide messenger RNA. The record is from the annotation of a GenBank genome assembly. NCBI's taxonomy places the organism in Eukaryota, Fungi, Glomeromycota, Glomeromycetes, Diversisporales, Gigasporaceae.
GGCUACCUUGGCGUAACUCUCCUAAUGCAUGAAAACAGUGAUCUUACUCGUUUGGUCAUCAAUUCAAUACGAAAAGAUCUUGAUGAACUCAAUGAGAUCUAUAACUGCCUCGCUUUACAUGCAAUUGCAAACAUUGGAGGUAGAGAAAUGGCUGAAUCAUUAUCAUCAGAUGUUCAUCGCCUUUUAAUAUCCCCUAAUUCUAAAAGUUUUGUCAAGAAGAAAGCUGCUUUGACUCUUUUACGUCUGUACAGAAAACAUCCCGACGUAAUCCCCGCGGCUGAUUGGGCGGAAAGGAUUAUUAUGCUAAUGGGUCAACCUGAUUUGGGUGUUACAUUGUGUGUAACUAGCUUAAUAAUGGCAUUGGCGCAAGAUAAUCUAGAUGCAUACUUGAGUUGUUACGCUGAGGCUGUUAACCGAUUAUCAAAGAUUAUAGUUGACAAAGAAAAUCCACCUGAUUACGUAUAUUAUAAAGUUCCUAUUCCUUGGUUACAGGUUAAGCUGCUUCGAUUAUUGCAGUAUUAUCCGCCCUCUGAUGAUCGCGAAAUCCAAAAUAAACUGCACGUUAUACUCCAGACAAUAAUCAACAAUUCUCAAGAAGCUCAAAAAAAUGUUCAGCAUAACAAUGCUCAAAAUGCUGUAUUAUUUGAAGCGAUUAAUCUUGCAAUCCACUUAGAUACUGAAUCGCAAAUUGUCAAUCAGGCUGCCGUUCUUCUUGGAAGAUUCAUAAUAUCAAAAGAAACUAACGUAAGGUAUUUGGGCUUAGAAACUAUGGCUCAUUUAGCUGCAUGUGUGGAUUCAUUAGAACCAAUUAAAAAGCAUCAAGAUACUAUUUUAUUAUCAUUACGAGAUAAGGAUAUCAGCGUACGACGUCGAGGACUUGAUCUUUUAUAUAGCAUGUGUGACGUUACUAACGCCAAGGUCAUUGUUUCUGAAUUAUUGCGGUAUCUUAAUAUUGCUGAUUAUGCCCUACGAGAAGAAAUGGUUCUUAAGAUUGCAAUCUUGACUGAAAAAUUCGCCACUGAAUACCAAUGGUACGUUGAUAUAAUUUUACAAUUAAUUAGUACUGCUGGUGAUCAUGUUGGCGAAGAAGUGUGGUAUCGCAUAGUGCAGAUUGUUACUAAUAAUGAAGAACUUCAAGAGUAUGCUGCGAGAACUGUGUUCACUCAUCUAAAGUCUCCUACAUGUCAUGAAAACUUAGUAAAAGUGGGUGGUUAUAUUCUUGGUGAAUUCGGCCACCUUAUCACUAAUAUACCAGAAGCAAGCCCUCAAGAACAAUUUCGUGUUAUUCAUUCGAAAUUUGGUUUAUGUACACUUCAAACACGAGCGUUACUUUUAACCACUUACUUUAAGUUUAUCAACCUUUUUCCUGAGAUUAAAGGUGAAAUUUUGACAGUUUUCUAUCGGUAUCGCUAUGUGUUGAAUUCUGAACUCCAACAGCGUGCUGCCGAAUAUUUAACUAUCGCAACUAUGCCGAAUGAUGAUCUCUUGCAGUCAGUUUGUGAAGAAAUGCCACCAUUCCCCGAACGUGAAUCUGCAUUACUAUCGAGACUGCACCAACAGCACACGGAUACUGAAGAUAAACGAACAUGGAUUAUUGGUGGCAAAGAUGCUAACAAAGAACGAGAUAUGGCUCGAUUGACUUUAACAAAUAGAAGUAAUUCAUUGGAUAAUAAAGUAAAGAAUGAAACGAAUGGCAAUAAUGAUAUAGACCUUGUUAGUUUUGAAGAACUUAAAAUUAGUAAUGGAGACCAAUUGAUUACAACGAACUCAGGGCCUAUAGCAUCUGGUUCAAAGAAAGUUCCUGAUCGACUGCUAUUCACAAUGGAAGGUGUAUUAUAUGAGGAUACCCAGAUUAUGAUUGGUAUUAAAUCAGAAUACCAUGGUAACCUUGAGUGUAAGAAUAUAUUCACUGACAUGCCAAAAGUGCUUGUGUCCUUCAUUUCGGGGAAACUUCAUACAAUUAUAUUAAAAUUACCUAUUGUCCUGCCAAAGUUUAAUGAGCCUAUUCAACUGAAUGGAGCGGAGUUCUUUGCGAGAUGGAAACAAAUUGGUGCUGGCCCCCGAGAAAAACAAGUCGUUUUUCAUUCAAGUGCUCCAAUAAAUCUUUCAGGUGCACGAACUAUAAUUUUAGGUUUUAAAUUUGAGAUAUUAGAAGAAGUAGAUCCAAAUCCUACAAACAUUGUUGGUGCCAGCGUUUUACAUACAUCUGGAGGUGGAAUGUUUGGCUGUCUUAUGCGAUUAGAACCUAAUAUUGAAGCUCAGAUGUAUCGACUGACUGUCCGUACAACAAAUGAAGCUGUAACUAAUGAAAUUUGUACACUACUUGAGCCACUAUUGGCGAAUAUA